UGCAGUGCGCAGUUGCUACGUGAAACAAAAAUCUAACAAACAAAAUGUCUGGACGCGGUAAAGGAGGCAAAGUUAAGGGAAAGGCAAAGUCCCGCUCGAAUCGUGCUGGUCUUCAGUUCCCUGUGGGCCGUAUCCACCGUCUGCUGAGGAAAGGAAACUAUGCCGAACGUGUUGGAGCCGGAGCACCCGUCUAUCUGGCGGCUGUGAUGGAAUACCUGGCUGCUGAAGUGUUGGAAUUGGCAGGAAAUGCUGCCCGUGACAACAAGAAGACCAGAAUCAUCCCACGUCAUCUGCAGCUGGCCAUUCGCAACGAUGAGGAGUUGAACAAACUGCUCUCUGGAGUGACCAUUGCUCAGGGCGGUGUUCUGCCAAACAUCCAAGCCGUGCUACUCCCCAAGAAGACCGAAAAGAAGGCCUAAAUCGAACGCUGAACCAACUCUUGUACAAAACCGUCCUUUUCAGGACGACCACAUAUUUGCGAUAAAGAAAAAAAUGAAAUUGUUUCCAAUGGAAUAUGUUGCUAAAAGACAAUUUAUAAUUAUACAAUUAUGCGAUAUGACUGAAAUGACGCGCAGCAAUUGAUUUUUUUCAUGUGCUGUUCAAUGUACCAUAUUGUUGAAAAGCGUAACUAUUAAAUGACUACAAAAUUUUUUGACAGUUUUAAGACAAUAUGUGUA
Topomyia yanbarensis is the source of this 677-nucleotide messenger RNA. Its product is annotated as histone H2A. Gene Ontology annotation, molecular function: protein heterodimerization activity; DNA binding; structural constituent of chromatin. NCBI's taxonomy places the organism in Eukaryota, Metazoa, Arthropoda, Insecta, Diptera, Culicidae. The transcript has a single exon. Gene Ontology annotation, cellular component: nucleosome. Bases 45 to 419 code for a protein of 124 amino acids. The record is from RefSeq and is a predicted model, not a curated record.